GCUCAAAUGAAAUCUAGCUCUUUAAGAGCCCAGCCGGCACAGCCUGGUUACUGGUUAAUCUACCUGGCUUAGCUCUUGAUGCUUCCAUCCAUGAUGAUGUCACCAUCGAUCAGGUUACUCAGGUGGUAUGAAUUCGCCAACUGCGUAAUGAAGAAAACGAAGUCUCCGGAAACCUGUUCAGGUGGCCCAGGAGUCAGAAUGCAGUUCUCAGGAGCCGGAAAGCCUCUAAUUAAAUUCAGGCACUGUGAGAGGUCCAUCUACAGUUUCAGUGUACCCCAAUGCUGCCCCCUGUGCCAGGGGGACAUGGGCUCCACCAGGAUAGAGGACGCACCUAUCAGCAUCUCGGACCCGUUCUCCAAUGGGCAUCAAGAGAAAUGCUCCUUCCUCCUCAAGCCUACGAGAGGGACGUUCCUUAGGGAAUAUGAUGGAAAGUCUGAUCUGCAUGUUGGACUCACUAACACACGAGGGGUCGUGUAUAACUACAACGAACACGGCAUACAGCGGGACGAGGCAGGAUGGGAGCAGAGUCUCAGCGUCCCUCUGGUGCAGCCCAGCAUGUUUGGGCUGAUGGACCAGUGGGACAAGUACUUGGAAGACUUCUCUGCUUCUCCGGCCUGGCUGCCUCACAGGUACGAGGAGAACCACCACAACUGCUCCAGCUUUGCCCUCACCUUCAUUAACUGCAUCCUUGCCAUGGAGGGCAAAGAGCAGCUGGACAAGAGGGAGUUCACGGAGAAGUACGUGGUCCCGAGGACGCGCCUGGCCUCCAAGUACAUCAUGCUCUACAGGGCCAUCCAGGAGAGGGGCUUCCACGUGGCUGACCAUCCCGACCCAGUGACAAGUCCCUCGUGAGCAGUCUGUGUUGGGUGCUUCCAGUGAGGGCAGUUGGGGCAGGACAUUCGGGUUUACGAUUUUUAAAUGGUACUGCGGAUUCCUAACUGUAUUUAACUGUGGCUAAUAAAA
Cricetulus griseus (Chinese hamster) is the source of this 963-nucleotide messenger RNA. The record is from RefSeq and is a predicted model, not a curated record. Lineage: Eukaryota; Metazoa; Chordata; Mammalia; Rodentia; Cricetidae.